Molecule: messenger RNA, 1496 nt
Organism: Lytechinus variegatus (green sea urchin)
Lineage: Eukaryota; Metazoa; Echinodermata; Echinoidea; Temnopleuroida; Toxopneustidae
Product: mitochondrial import inner membrane translocase subunit TIM50-like
Exons: 9
Coding region: 59-1243 (394 amino acids)
Molecular function (GO): phosphoprotein phosphatase activity
Source: RefSeq, a predicted model, not a curated record
CGGUUACACAAGAUCGCUUUGUCGCCCUCUAGAGUUACCGUAAUAUGAAGUUGACAAAAUGGCAGCGCUCAGUGGAACGUGUGUGAGGCAAUGGUUACGAUUUUUGGGUUCGAAUGCAGCAAGAACAAGGACUGUGGAUCAUAGCACUCACCGUAGAACAUUACCGUCUUCAAAUAAUCAUGCCAGGCUAUUAGUUCGCCCAUUAUCAGUGACUACAUUGCUCAGAAAUGAGGAAAAACAGUCUAAUCAGCCGACGGAAAGUGCGAUGCCAUUGGUGGCAAUGCUCCGUGAGGCCGAGGAGAAGGCGAAACGAGAAACAGAGGAUGACCGGAAAAAGAAGGAGGAGCGAAAAAAGAGAACGGCACGCAUCCAGAAGUGGGCAAUGCGCAUCACGGGGGGAAUGCUUGUUGGAGCAUCAUUAUUGACUGUUUAUGAAUUAGGCCAACCUCAGCUAGAUGACCAUGGAAAAGUGAUAGUUGAUGAGUUUGAGAAUGAUUUCAUCGUCUUGGCCUAUUUGAAGAGGGCAUAUAAAGAAAUGAACACCUACAGAACAAUGAUUGCAGAACCAUCAGCUGAGAAACUCCUUCCAGAUCCUCUUGUAGAACCAUAUUAUCAGCCACCAUACACUCUCGUUCUAGAGAUGAAAGACGUCCUAGUUCAUCCAGAAUGGACGUAUGCAAAUGGUUGGAGAUUUAAGAAGAGACCUGGAGUAGAAUACUUCCUACAGCAAGCUGGUCCUCCAUUAUUUGAAAUUGUCAUCUACACCUCAGAACAAGGAUUUACUGCAUUUCCCAUCCUGGAUUCCUUAGAUCCUAAGGGUUGUAUCAUGUAUAGACUAUUCAGAGAUGCAACCAAGUAUGUCAACGGUCAUCAUGUCAAGGAUCUGUCAAGUUUGAAUCGUGAUCUUUCCAAGGUGAUCAUUGUUGAUUGCAAUGCUAAGUCAUAUCAGCUACAACCCAAGAAUGCUCUUGGUCUCAAGAAAUGGGAAGGCAAUGAUGAUGACAGGACUCUCUUUGAAUUAGCUGCUUUCCUUAGAACCAUUGCUGCUAGUAAUGUUGAAGAUGUCAGAACAGUACUGGAAUUCUACCAACAGUUUGAUGACCCAAUGGAAGCUUUCAGGAUCAACCAGGCUAGAUUACAGAGGGAGCAAGAGGAAGAGGCAAAGAGACUAGCAGAAGCCAAAGAGAAAGGUGGUUCAUCACUAGUAGGAGGCUGGACCAAGGGAUUGAUUGGAAGAAGAUGAAACCACAUCAACUCCUAGUGUAAACAAAUCCGUCUUGUCACCACCUUAUUCAUUCAAACUUUGCCUGUCUACUAUCUCAGAUGUAUGUUUAUCAAGGAGAAACCAGUUUUUACCUCCAUAUGCAGCAAUUGUAUUUUCCUUUUGCACUUCCCGAUUGGACCGUGGAAGACUCGCGUAUAAAACGCCAAUGAAGAGUCGAAUUUGAGGCUGUUCAGGUUUUGGAGAAAUUUGUUUCUGUGAUGGAGAAUAAGCA